AUGCAAAUCCAGAGCCCUGUGGAAAACACUGGGGAAGCCCCAAAGCACCAUGCCCAGUGCACCGGUAAUAUUUUACCUUUGAGUAAUUGUCCCCAGCUUCAGUGCUGCAGGCACAUUGUUCCAGGGCCUCUGUGGUGCUCCGAUGCCCCUCACCCACUGUCGAAGAUCCCCGGUGGGCGAGGGGGCGGCAGGGAUCCUUCUCUCUCAGCUCUAAUAUAUAAGGACGAGAAGCUCACUGUGACCCAGGACCUCCCAGUGCACGAUGGGAAGCCUCACGUUGUCCACUUCCAGUAUGAGGUCACUGAGGUGAAGGUCUCUUCCUGGGAUGCAGUCCUGUCCAGCCAGAGCCUGUUUGUGGAAAUCCCAGAUGGGUUAUUAGCUGAUGGGAGCAAAGAAGGAUUGUUAGCACUGCUGGAGUUUGCUGAAGAGAAGAUGAAAGUGAACUAUGUCUUCAUCUGCUUCAGGAAGGGCCGGGAGGACAGAGCUCCACUUUUGAAGACCUUCAGCUUUCUGGGCUUUGAGAUUGUGCGUCCAGGCCAUCCUUGUGUCCCCUCGAGGCCAGACGUGAUGUUCAUGGUUUACCCCCUGGACCAGAACUCAUCUGACGAGGACUAGAUGCAAUGGAGGAGGCCACUUGGACCAGGAGCCACAGCAGGGGACAUGGGGAGGUUAGGCAGCCCUGGGGUGGAGGGGGCUCCACGCUGCUGCCAGGGGAAGGACGCUGUAGGGCUCAGGGUGAGGGUCUCCUAAUUGUGUUCUCGGAGUUGACUCGUUGAAAUGUGUUUUCCAUAAAGAACAGUAUAAACAUAUUAUCCACAUGUAAUCACCAAUAGUAAAUGAAGAUGUUUAUGAACUGGCAUUAGAAGCUUUUUAAACUGCGUUGUGUGGUGUGCCCCAGCCUAGGGGAGAGCAUUGCCUACUGCACGUAGCAAGGGGCUGUCCAGGCACAGGGGCGAGCCACAUGGAGGGCUGGCUGGUGGGCAUCACUGUAAGGCUCUAUCUAGUUCCCCUGCUUUGGUCUUUCUUGUUUUAAAGAUUCGUGUAUCUUUUUCUUUGCUCUUAGCCCAUCACUUUGGGGGCCCCUUGGGGGUGGCCUCCCGAUAUAUCCCUUGAGAUGUAGCUUUUUUUUUUUUUUUUUUUUUUGGACACUUCAUUACAGCCCCCCUCUCCAUAGGUAUAUACAUUUUGUCUUGGAGUAAGCAACACCAGUGUAUGGUUUGGCCCUUCUUUACAGCUUAGUGCCCUCCUGGCUUAGUCUGUUCAGUGUUAGCACUGCAUUCAAUAAAGGGGCAUUCGAGUUCCCUCCUGCCACGUGGACUUUUCUUUAGGGCUCAGGCUCCUCGGCUCAGUUCUUCUGCCAGCCCCAGGGGUUUCCUUCCUAGGCUUAGAGAGCUAAGAAAGCAACUCGAGGCUUGGGAGUCGGGGCUGGGUGAUACUUGGGAUGAAGUGAUGGACUUCUCUGCCCCUCCCCCCAUCCCCCAGGAGGGCAGGAAGAAGGGUGCAAGCGGCAGAGAAGUGGCCUGCAUCCUGGUUUUCACUGAAUAGCUUGUUCAUGAGGAAGAGGGGAGGGAGGGAGCCAGCAAGCCGGGAGCUGUCUGACCCAUCCAAGCUAGUGAACUGGGUUGGUCCUUUUGGGGAGGGGGGUUGGCAAGAGUGUGUUGUGUUACUGUGUCAAUAAACUGGUUUAAAGUUG
This is a messenger RNA of Gracilinanus agilis (Agile Gracile Mouse Opossum), 1693 nucleotides long. RefSeq names its product ornithine decarboxylase antizyme 2 (gene OAZ2). Gene Ontology annotation, cellular component: nucleus; cytoplasm. The record is from RefSeq and is a predicted model, not a curated record. Lineage: Eukaryota; Metazoa; Chordata; Mammalia; Didelphimorphia; Didelphidae. Gene Ontology annotation, molecular function: ornithine decarboxylase inhibitor activity. Gene Ontology annotation, biological process: positive regulation of protein catabolic process.